Molecule: messenger RNA, 778 nt
Organism: Abrus precatorius (Indian licorice)
Lineage: Eukaryota; Viridiplantae; Streptophyta; Magnoliopsida; Fabales; Fabaceae
Product: upstream activation factor subunit UAF30-like
Exons: 2
Coding region: 95-490 (131 amino acids)
Cellular component (GO): nucleus
Source: RefSeq, a predicted model, not a curated record
CUCUUUCUUUCUCUCUCUUGUUUUAGUUAAUUGGUUCACUCUCACUCUUAGGGUUUCAAAAUUUGAAAACGAAAAGGGUUUUCACGGAGCGAUCAUGCCAGCAACUAGGGUUUUCGGUGCUGUCGCCGGUAGAGCUUUCAUGGAGGCGGCGGCGAAGAGCGCAGCGAAGAAAACUGCGGCGUCCCGCGUUGCCGCCGCAAAAACCACUGUGAAGAAGACAUUGUCCAACCGAAGCAUCAACUCCGGCAUACAGAAGGUGGUUCCAGUGUCUUCCCAGCUCGGCAACUUCCUCGGCGCUUCUCAAGUUUCGCGAACCGACGCCGUUAAAAGAGUGUGGGAAUACAUCAAGCUGCAAAAUCUUCAGAAUCCUUCAAAUAAGAAGGAGAUAUUUUGUGAUGAAAAGCUGAAGACCAUUUUUGAUGGGAAAGAUAAGGUUGGGUUCACAGAGAUUGCUAGAUUGCUGUCUACCCAUUUUGCGAAAUCUGGUUGAUUUUCUGCAUUGGUGGACUAUUAAUGAUGGUAACUUGUUCUAGUACAUUAAGUAGGGGUCUUUGUAUUUUAAAGUACGUGGUUUGUGAUCGGAAAUUUGUGAUAUCAAACUUUGGGUGGGGAGGGGGUGGGUUUGAAAGUGGUGUUAUUUUGUCUCACCGUCUGCUUUCAUGUUGUUAGGGAUGUUCACAUUUCCCAGUCAUGUGUGUUCAUCGCCAUAGACAUUGGAAUCUUAUGAAUUGCAAUUCACAUCGCAUGAUUCAAUCUGAUUUUGACUAAGUAAUGAUUU